Huiozyma naganishii CBS 8797 is the source of this 2397-nucleotide messenger RNA. RefSeq names its product GTPase-activating protein RGA1 (gene RGA1). The record is from RefSeq and is a predicted model, not a curated record. Gene Ontology annotation, biological process: signal transduction; regulation of GTPase activity. The transcript has a single exon. Gene Ontology annotation, cellular component: cytoplasm. The coding region runs from base 1 to 2397 and encodes 798 amino acids. NCBI's taxonomy places the organism in Eukaryota, Fungi, Ascomycota, Saccharomycetes, Saccharomycetales, Saccharomycetaceae.
AUGACUGUGCCCAAUACUGAAGCUAUGGGUCACGUCGCGAUGCCUACGAGCGCUGAUCAAAGUGAGCAGUACGGUGUGUCGCUGGUGGAAGAUGGGGAAUUGCCUACCUGUGUCAGGUGCAAAGAGAAUAUCACCGUUGGGCAUGCGUAUGAGCUUGGUGAGGACAGGUGGCACACGCACUGUUUUACGUGCUACCGUUGUGAGAAGUCGCUGAGUUGCAAUUCGGAUUUCCUCGUGUUGGGUACCGGGGCGCUGAUCUGCUUCGAAUGUUCCGAUUCCUGCAAGAGUUGCGGCAAGAAGAUCAACGACCUGGCUAUAAUUCUGUCCUCAUCCAACGAGGCGUAUUGCUCGGACUGUUUUGUCUGUUGCAAAUGCGGGGACAACAUUAAAGAUCUACGGUACGCGAAGACGAAACGGGGGCUUUUCUGUUUGACGUGCCAUGAGAAACUGCUAGCCAAGCGGAAACAUCAUGAGGAGAAGAAGAGACUGCUGAGGCAGAAGACACUUCCAGGGAUCCCAACGGCGGCCAAGAAAAUUGAAACUGUCACGGAAUCAGAGUCGCGUCUUAGAUCACGUCCCGAACCGCCAUCACUCCUCCAACUACCGCAACCAGGGAUAGGGGAGACCAAGUCCGAAAAUAAAUCUGAUAACGUUCCUCCAAGAUCGCCAAACAGGGGAGUGGAUGCUUUGGUAUCACCUGCGAAAGUGCAUAAACUCUCGAGAUCUGGCAGCGGCUCCUCAACACCAGGUACGAGUGAUCAGAGUGUGAGAAAAGGUAACCAGGAGGAAAGUACCGAUACGAAGGUAGUCUCUCAGCAGCUUGAAAAGCUUCAGGAGGGGGAAACAAACAGAUAUCAGCAACAGACCAUUUCCCCUGAUGCGAAACGCAUCUUGAACAAAACGCCAUUAAAAAAUUCAGAAGCUUCAACUGAGUCGAAUGCUCGUGAUAGCGGUAAACAAGAAGUCAAAUUGUCUCCAGAAAGUAUCUUAGACUGCGAAUUUGACGAUUUCGAAAUUUCACUGGACAUUCAAUUGGAUUCACCAGAAGGGGGCUCCGCAGUUUCCCAGGAUGAAAAUAGGCACCCAUCAGGCGGGUUUUCCCCUACUACAAACGGAAUCGAUGGUGAAUUUGUCGAACAACAUGUGAUGAGUACAGAACUGAACAAAGAAACACCCAGAUCCACGGCAGAUAGCAAUGCAAACACAAUGACCACUGGCAAGCAUGAAGAACAUCUUUCAAAAGAAGCAGGUCAAACUGCAACGGCAACAAACGAAAAACCUGAACCACCUCUUGAAAAACUAGACGAAAGAAUCAGUGAUUCCAACAGACUUCUGAAGAACCUAGAGAGUGAUGUUCAUAGAUUGGAAACGAGAAGAAGUGAGUUGAAUACCCAAGUAGAAGCUAUCAGUAAACUCAAGGAAGAACUACUAGUGCAAGUGAACGAAUUGCAGGAAGAAAUAAAGAACUCAAAACAGGUAUUAGGGAAGUCUUUGGAGAGACCUAAACCAAUUUCUACCCAUUCUGACUCGUUUUCCAGUGACGAUUCUCAAACCAAGAUUAUUUCCACAGCCAGUUUAGCUAGGCCCGCUAACAAGCCCAGGUUUUGGAAAUUCUUUUCCAAUAAACAGCAAAACUCCGGGAUGGCCUCCUCCAACGGCUCCAAUGGCGCGAACCAGGGGGGCAUACUCUAUAAUUCUUCUCAAAUACGAAGAACCGAAGUGGGAGGUAACGCCAAAUCGAGAAAUAAAACAUUGUUGCAACAAAAUCAAGGUAAAAUAACUCCUGCAUAUCCAGAUCAGUUGUUCGGUUCCACACUGAUACAGAGGUGCAUCUACGAAAACCAACCCAUGCCAUCCAUAAUAACAGUGUGCAUACAACAUAUCGAGUCGAGCGAGGAAUAUCUCAAGACAGAGGGGAUCUACAGAAAAUCCGGAUCCGAACUAACUAUUAAAGAAAUUGAAACACUGUUCGCAUCGACCCCACCAACAGCUAACAUAGACCUCUCGCAGUACGACAUUCAUGCCGUAAGUGGCCUAUUGAAGAGGUACUUGCGGAACUUGCCAAACCCUGUCAUUACUUACCAGCUAUACGAACCUUUGAUUGACUACAUCAGGAACUAUAAUAUGAUUCUAGACACGAAAAAGAAGUUACAAGGGCUGGUAGAUUUACUGAGAAGCUUGCCCAAGGAGCAUAUCGUUGUCUUGAAGGCGCUGAGUGCACACAUUAAUUUAGUCACUACAUUUAGCGAAGAUAAUCUGAUGAGUAUAAAGAAUCUGGCCUUAGUUUUUACACCCGGGAUGAUAAGAGAUUAUACCGGUGAAAGGGAAAUUCUGGAUAUGGGGGAGCGGAACUUUUUAAUGGCGUUUAUUUUGGAGAACCACGAGGAUAUCUUCUGA